GCGCAGGCGCGGCACAUGCGGCACUACACCCCCCAGGGGGCAGCCGCCGUCCCGGCAGGCGCUGCGCGGCGGCCGCGCCUUCCUCCCCGGCCUCGCCGCAGAGCCCGUCGGGAGCGGGAGUCCCGCUGCGGCGCGGCGCCCCGCCGCCCCGCCGCGCUCCCCGGCAGCGGCUCCAGCCGCGGACCUUGCUGUCCCGCGGCGGCGCGGCCGCCCCGCGGGGACGCGGCGAGCGCCGUACCGCAAGCGCUUCCCCCACUGCGCACUUUUUCACGCCGCCCCCCCUCGCCCGUCUCCCGGCAGCUUCCGCUUCCGGCCGCACCCUUCCGCUCCCACAGUGCCCCGCGCCGAAUCAUGGACCACAAUGACAAUGAUUUGCAAGGAACAAAUAGUUCAGGAUCAUUGGGUGGUCUUGAUGUUCGUAGAAGAAUCCCUAUAAAGCUUAUCUCAAAACAGACAAAUAAAACCAAACCUGCACCUCGAACUCCAAGAAAUAUGAACAGGAUGCCUUCAAAGACACAAGCUGGUGAUGAAGAAGAAUUUGAUUAUAACAAAGAGGAGCGAUACGAAUGCAAAGGAGGUGAAAUGUUUGGCAAUCAAAGGAGAUUCCCUGGACCCAUCUUUUGGGACUAUAAGAUAAACUUGCUGGGGGAAAAGGAUGAUACACCGGUCCAUUUCUGUGAUAAGUGUGGAUUGCCCAUCAAAAUGUAUGGACGCAUGAUACCUUGCAAGCAUGUUUUCUGCUAUGACUGUGCUAUACUACAUGAGAAAAAGGGAGACAAGAUGUGUCCAGGCUGUAAUGAGCCUGUGCAGCGAAUUGAGCAGUGUGUGCGAGGGUCUCUCUUCAUGUGUAGCAUUGUUCAAGGGUGCAAGAGAACUUACCUGUCACAGAGGGACUUGCAAGCGCACAUCAACCACCGUCAUAUGAGAGCUGGAAAGCCUGUUACUCGUCCUCCAAUUGAACCUGUACAUCCUCCUAUUGCCCCACCGCCUGCUGAAAUUCCUGAGCGUUUCAUAAUGCCACCUGAGAAACAUCAUAUGAGCCACAUCCCGCCAAAGCAGCACAUCAUGAUGCCACCACCUCCUUUGCAGCAUGUGCCACAUGAGCAUUAUAACCAGCCUCACGAAGACAUUCGUGCGCCUCCUGCAGAGAUGUCAAUGGCUCCACCGCCACCUCGCCCAGUCAGUCAGGACACCUUCCGCAUUUCAACGAGAAAACACAGCAACUUAAUAACAGUCCCUAUUCAGGAUGAUUCGAAUUCAGGUGCUCGAGAACCACCUCCACCAGCCCCUGCACCUGCUCAUCAUCAUCCUGAAUACCAGGGUCAACCAGUGGUAUCACACCCUCAUCAUAUUAUGCCUCCACAGCAACAUUAUGCACCACCCCCACCACCACCUCCACCAAUAAGCCAUCCGCUGCAGCAUCCUCCCCAGGCAGCAGGUACUCCUCACAUGGUAUAUAGCCAAGCUCCUCCACCACCAAUGACCUCUGCUCCUCCUCCAAUAACCCCGCCACCUGGACAUAUAAUUGCCCAGAUGCCACCGUAUAUGAAUCAUCCUCCUCCAGGACCUCCCCCUCCUCAGCACGGAGGCCCCCCUGUGAAUGUAAAUGCACCCCCUCCCCAUCACUAUAAUCCUAACUCUUUGCCACAGUUCAGUGAAGAUCAAGGAACUCUUAGUCCCCCUUUCACACAGCCCGGGGGAAUGAGUCCAGGGAUAUGGCCAGCUCCAAGGGGGCCGCCUCCACCUCCAAGGAUGCAAGGGCCUCCUGCUCAGGCCCCACUUCCUGGACCACACCACCCUGAUCAAGCCAGAUACAGACCCUACUACCAGUGAUACGAGCAGUUUAUGAAUAGAGAGUGCUAUGAAGAGGAUAAAACUAUAUACAACAGCCUUUUAAUUAAUUGUUUUGGGGUUAUUUUGUUGUGGUUUGGUUUUUCGUUUUGUUUUGGUUUUUUUUUUUUAAAUACCGUCAUUUUGAGUGUAAGACUUUGGGGGUUUGAAUCUUAAAUGAUUUUUAAGCCUUGGCUGUAGGACUCUGACUUCAAAUAUUCCGUAGUGCUAAAAUAAGUGGCUUAGUAGACCACGGUUGCAUUUUAACAGAACUUCUAUCUCUAGUGUGGCUAAAUUGUCCUAAGAUGAACACUUGUAAUAUUAUUUCCUGGAGAAAAUGAACACGUGUUGUACCAUUCUGAAUAUUGUUUUUGUUAAAUCCAGUGUUUAGUUUCACUUGUGAUACAUUUUUGUUAACCUGUGUACAAUAAUUAAAUUGAAAUAUGGUUGUAAAA
This is a messenger RNA of Aquila chrysaetos chrysaetos, 2285 nucleotides long. RefSeq names its product Cbl proto-oncogene like 1 (gene CBLL1). The record is from RefSeq and is a predicted model, not a curated record. Gene Ontology annotation, biological process: regulation of cell adhesion; protein ubiquitination. The transcript has 6 exons. Gene Ontology annotation, molecular function: ubiquitin protein ligase activity. Bases 16 to 1833 code for a protein of 605 amino acids. NCBI's taxonomy places the organism in Eukaryota, Metazoa, Chordata, Aves, Accipitriformes, Accipitridae.